AUGGAGCUGUUGGAACGAGUCCAGAGGACGGCCAUGAAGAUGAUCAGAGGCCUGGAUCACCUCUCCUAUGACAGAGAGGGGGAGGCCCUCCCCGGGGCGGAGCGGUGCUGGAGGGAGGGGGUGCCGGCGGCCGCUCCGCCCCGGGCCGCGCCUCAGCUCGCCCGCAGGAGGCACCCGACCGCCUCCUCCUUCCCUCUCUCCCUCCCUCCCUGCCGGAAUACGGCGGGGAUGGCGGCGGAGGACGAGGCGGAGCUGAACUUAUUGGAGUGCCGGGUGUGCUUCGAGCGGUACGGCCCCGACGGGCAGCGGCGGCCACAGAACUUGCCCUGCGGGCACGUCCUCUGCCGGGGCUGCGUGGGGGCACUGAGUGGCCGGGAGGGCCGGAGGUUGGAGUGUCCCUUCUGCCGGCGGGCCUGGGGCACGGCCGAGACCAGCGACUGCCUGCCCCUGAUGCAGCUGCUGGAGGUGCUGGGCCCCGCCGGAGGCACCAUCCCCUCGGCUUUCGGGAGGAGAGGCUGCAGAGGGGCUGCCGGCACAGCUGCCGCGGGCGUAGGGCUCCGGCUGUCCCUGGGAGGGUGGGGGUCGCUGGUGAACCCCAGCGGAGUGUCGGCCUGCCGGAGAUCCGGGCGCUUGGCUGUGGCACAUGAUGGCGAGAAGAGGAUCCACGUCUUUGGGCCGAACGGAUCCUGCCUGCAGCGAUUUGGGGAGCGGGGGGAUGCGGACGACGAUGUCAAGUACCCGCUUGAUGUGACGGUCACUUCGGACGGGCACGUGGUGGUCACCGACGGUGGGGACCGCUCGGUGAAAGCCUUUGAUUUUGAGGGAAGGGGUGUCCUGGCAGUCCGGGAAGGUUUCUGUUUGCCCUGGGGCUUGGAUGCCACCCCAGAGAGUGAAGUAAUCCUGACAGACUCGGAGGCAGGUGCUCUGUACCGCCUGACAGCUGACUUCAAGAAGGGGAAAUUCAAGAUGUGUCAGAUGAUCUGGUCUCAGCUCAUCCGCCCCAGAGGCGUUGCAGUCUCCCAAACCUCGGGUGCUGUCGUGGUGAUAGAGCACCUCAGAGCUCAAGGACACAGCAGCAGCACCCGAGUGAAGAUAUUCAGUGCAGAGAUGGAUCUCAUUGGCCAGAUGGAUAGCUUCGGGCUGAGCCUCAUUUUCCCCUCCAAAAUAUAUGCCACAGCCGUGGCCUUUGACAAAGAUGACCACAUUACAGUAACAGAUGUCUGUAGUCAAGCUGUAAUAUCCUUAGGGAAACCUGAGGAGUUUCCCGUCUUUAACCCUCUCAUUAGCUAUGGGCUUUUUUAUCCUGUAGGACUGACGUACACAGCAAACAAUUCCCUGGUAGUUUUAGACAGCGGUGAUCAUUCAAUAAAAAUAUAUAGCUCCACCUGAGUGGGUUUAGGUGCUUACUGCUGUAGGUUCAAGCUGCUUUUGGCCACAAAGCACACAAAGUUCUGGUGUUAGUAGAUGUGUAGGGAGAAGGCAUUUUCUGGGCUUUAUAAGUGAAAUCUUUGACCAGCAUGCUGUGCUUCCUGCAAAACUUGUAUUGAAUAUCUUGCCUAUCUGUGGGAGAAGUCCUUGUCAUUGCAGGCCAUAGGCAACUGCAAAUCAUCCAAACAAAUAAUUUGUUGGGUUUUAGCUUUUUUUUUUUUUUUUUAAACUAUUCCAUAACUUGACAACCCAAUGUUUUUUCUACUUUUUGACAAGUAACAACAGCAAUGUGCAGAAUGGAGUAACCAGUGACUGGUGGCUGGAAAAAAAAAAGUGAUGCAUUGUUUGUUUAUGUUUCCGAGCACCUAGUCUUCAUUCAUCCUCAUUAAACAUAGCUACACUUGUGAAAGUGACAGAGUGGUUUCUGUUUCCAGAAUUUCUGCACAACAGAGGAAACUAGCUUGAUGAAACUAUAGGAGAAAUGGAAGCUUCAUUUCAGAUACAGCCAAGAUCAUUGCAGUGGAGGAGCUACCACUGGUUAGUGAGUUAUGUGAACUGGUGCUCAAAGCCAAAACAGGCAAAUGCAUUUCUGGGAGCACUCUUCUCUGUACUGGUUUAUUCCUACUGUUAUUAGAGUUGGUGAGAAGAGCUGGAGCAGUCAAUCUUCCUGUAUAAUGCACAAGUCUGUGUCUUUACCUAGCGAUAAUUUGGUGUGUGGUUACCAGCACGAGCAGCUUUCUCCAAAAUGCCCCUGAAGUAUUUGUGUUUAAACCACAAAGACUUCUGAAUACGUAAAAUUGAGCUGGCUUUGCUGCUAACACAGCUAAGCUCGAGAAGUUUCCAAUACUGCCUGCCUCUGUCUUGUCAUUAAUAUAUUACUUCUGUACCCCAGACUCCAGGAUUCAACUGAAAAUUGAAAUGUUGGUGACAAGUAAUAGGGAAAGGGGUAACGAAAGCCUCAUUUUGUGGUCUAGUUUCCAAAUGAGAUAUUGUUGCUUGUGAAUGCACAGCAGGUUUAUUUCAGUUCAUGUAUCCAUGAAAACAGUUUCACUGUGGACACAAGUUCUGUUGCCCUUUUGCACAGUGGAAACAAAGGUAUAUCUGAAGUAUUUUAAGGAAGAUUUAACACUCACACUAGAAGUCACUACUACAUUUUUAGGCCUUUACCUGCUGCUAUAAUAAUUACUUAGGCAGUUCAUCAUUAAAAAGAAGUUAGAUAUAAAUGUAACAUAUGACAUAGAGAGAAGUAGGUUAAAAUGGCAUGAAACUUGUGGGGUGAUUUAUUUAUGCACUGAAAUUAUGGAUAUUAACUAACAUGCUUUGAAAUUCACAGGCAGUCUUUCUAUCCAUUAAAUUUUAAUCUGGUUUGUGGUCUGUCCUUGGGGCAUUUAAUAAUUGCAUGUAUUGUUGCACCGGUGAUUUACCAAAUAAUUGUUUUAAACUGGAGCAGUUUUAGCCCUUUAAUUCUGAAAAUAUAUUAAUCUAUCUUUUGCUAAUAUUUAUAUCAACAAAACAAGUUGUAGCAGUAAUUGAGCAGUGACCUGCCAAUAAAGUGUGAUCUGCUUA
This is a messenger RNA of Calypte anna (Anna's hummingbird), 2994 nucleotides long. It is a transcript of the gene NHLRC1, whose product is annotated as NHL repeat containing E3 ubiquitin protein ligase 1. The coding region runs from base 1 to 1389 and encodes 462 amino acids. Gene Ontology annotation, biological process: proteasome-mediated ubiquitin-dependent protein catabolic process; negative regulation of translation; protein polyubiquitination. The transcript has 2 exons. The record is from RefSeq and is a predicted model, not a curated record. Lineage: Eukaryota; Metazoa; Chordata; Aves; Apodiformes; Trochilidae. Gene Ontology annotation, molecular function: translation repressor activity; ubiquitin protein ligase activity; protein binding.